Drosophila subobscura is the source of this 755-nucleotide messenger RNA. RefSeq lists its product as uncharacterized. NCBI's taxonomy places the organism in Eukaryota, Metazoa, Arthropoda, Insecta, Diptera, Drosophilidae. Gene Ontology annotation, biological process: protein ubiquitination. The transcript has a single exon. The coding region runs from base 122 to 511 and encodes 129 amino acids. Gene Ontology annotation, molecular function: ubiquitin protein ligase activity. The record is from RefSeq and is a predicted model, not a curated record.
UCAUUCUGGAUUUGUACUCCCUAAAUCAGCAGUUUCAGUUGAAGAUCGAUCUUAUCACACAAUUUUUUAUAUAUUUUGUAUAUUUCAAAAUAAAAAUAAAUUAUCACGCGAGCUCCGAAAAAUGUUUCUAACUGAGACCUUGACAGAUAGUGUGUGCAUAUUUUGCCUAGACGAACAGCGACGGCCACACCGGAUACCCUGCGGACACUCAUUCUGCACGGAAUGCUUCGAGCGCUACUUGCAGGUGGGACUUGACACUCGCUGCCCCUUGUGCCGGCAGGACUUUCGACCCCAUGCAGGAGGAGAGCCUCCCGAUAGUGCGCCCAACAUUGGGCAAUACACAGUGGACGAGGACGACUUGGCCAUGGACCUGACUGAAGACUUUGGAUCCCUUUCCAGCACUGACACUCUGCAGACAGACACUCUGUGGCUGACCCUCACAGAGCAGGAGUGCCGCUUCUUCGACGAGCUCUACAGGGAGGUGCAACUGGAGGACGAGCAACGACUAUAAUACAUAGAUCUCUGAAAUUACUCUGUUACCGAACAGUCUGGUGCUCGAACGGAGCUUCUUAAUGGACCUAUUUAGGGUGGCGCAGCCAAAGUACUGGAACCGGAACUGGACCUCUCCAAGAAGAAGCCGGAGGAAGGUGUGCUCCUGGUAGAACUGUGAUAUAUGUUAUUCUUUUUUUCGUUAGUAUUUAAGUAAUUUAUUAAUUGCCAUUAAAUAGCGUUUUAGAUAUUCUAUGAAACUUUAU